AUGCCAAUAUGGGAGCGUCUUCGAGGGGUCGCUAUCGGAGAUGCGUUUUCGGUUGAGGUUUUCGGUGGAGUGAUACGAGUUUGGCUCCAAGGACUCAGAUAUUGGCGGGAGGGGAAUUCGGAAGAACAGAAGGACGAAAAGGAUCGACAAUUUCCGAAUAUGGCUGGUAAGGUGACAGGGAUAAAAUAUAUCUGGGGUAGGGGUGUUGACUGAUAUUAUGAACUUUGAUCGGGUGCCCACAACAGCCUCCUGUCUUUCAUACAUUAGCACCACAGCCUUGCAGGAUAUAAAGGUCUUAUGUCCUGAGUUAGGACUUAUGCUAGUGUCCAAGGGCACUGGUUAUUGCCUCGCUGUGGGUUUCAGAGCGAGCAUGAUUUAGCCCAGAGGGGUCAGCUACUCGAGUACUUGCGCGUUUAGAUUAGCGGGCAUAUCCACAACAGUCUAGGAACUCUAUUGGCAGCGACCUCAGAUCUCUGUGUCUUUCAAAUGCUUCAGCAAUCGGAAUCCACUUUGUACGACACAGGGUCUAUGGUGCCGGCAGUGGGCGCGACACCCGUACACAAGAGAAGUGGGAAUACCGCAGUGAAGGGUUUCCGAAAGGAGGGCGAUUGGGAUGGUCGCUUUGAAGGUGAUCUUCUCACGCUGUACCCAAAACCCAGAGGAGCAUCUCCGUGCUUACCCUCAAAUCUCAUCGCCCGAGAGAGAAAUGUCCCCUUGAGCCGAGGCCAGGAAGUAGUCAGCAGACCCAUGAAACCGUUCACCGUCCCUUCCUACAUCGAAUUUGUGUUUCUCCCGGACGCUCGAUGGAAGGUUUGCUGCGGAACACCUUCCCAAGCACGGGAGACAACCGAUGCUCCCGGCGAAAAAACCCGUCGGCAAGAGAGCACAGCUGCGCCAAACAAUACUCAUAUCUGCCGUGUUGAAGUCAAAUUUAACGUUGCACAUCAGCCGUGA
Molecule: messenger RNA, 954 nt
Organism: Tuber aestivum (summer truffle)
Lineage: Eukaryota; Fungi; Ascomycota; Pezizomycetes; Pezizales; Tuberaceae
Source: the annotation of a GenBank genome assembly